AUGCUCGCCCUCCCUCAUCCGCACGCACUUUCGCGAUUGCACGCACGGCGAACGUCUGCCGCCGCAUUACAAUCCGCACAACACACUCGCUUUUGCCUCAAACAUUCCUCGGUGGACUCUGUCGUAUCGCUAUUCUCCUGUGUCGUUGUUACCGUGUCUGCACUGAAUGGGGUGUGCCUCAUUUUGAAUCGAGCCCUCACUCGUGCCAGUUUCAUUCAGUUCAUUGUGCGAAGCAUGCCGAUCACAAAGAUCCACGCUCGUCAGAUCUAUGACUCUCGUGGUAAUCCCACCGUUGAGGUCGACCUCUACACCGAGAAAGGGGUUUUUCGCGCGGCGGUUCCAUCGGGAGCCUCAACUGGGGUGCAUGAGGCGCUAGAACUUCGCGAUAAAGACAAGAGCGUUCAUCAUGGAAAAGGAGUUCUCAAGGCUGUUUCCAACAUAAACGACAAGAUUGCACCAGCCCUUAUUGCUAAGAACUUUUGCGUUACGCAGCAAAGGGAUAUCGACCAGUUCAUGUUAGCUCUAGAUGGCACGGAGAACAAGUCGAAUCUCGGUGCAAAUGCUAUUCUUGGAGUUUCCCUAGCUGUCGCAAAGGCUGGGGCUGUCCAUAAGGGUGUGCCUCUGUACAAGUACAUUGCUGAGCUAGCUGGUGUUAGCAAGGUUGUUCUUCCUGUACCUGCAUUCAAUGUUAUCAACGGAGGUUCUCAUGCUGGAAACAAGCUUGCCAUGCAGGAGUUCAUGAUUCUGCCAGUAGGAGCUUCGAGUUUCGCUGAAGCCAUGCGAAUGGGAUCUGAAGUCUACCACCACCUCAAGGCAGAAAUCAAGAAGAGAUAUGGUCUGGAUGCGACCGCUGUAGGAGAUGAAGGUGGAUUUGCACCAAAUAUUCAAGAUAAUAAGGAAGGACUCGAUCUCUUAAAAACUGCUAUCGAUCUCGCUGGGUAUACUGGGAAGAUUUCGAUUGGUAUGGAUGUCGCAGCAUCAGAAUUCUUCAAAGAAGGCAAAUAUGACUUGGACUUCAAGAACCCAAAAUCCGAUCCUAGCAAGUGGUUGACUGGAGACCAACUUGCUGAACUGUACCAUGAUUUCAUCAAGCAGUAUCCCGUUGUAUCUAUUGAAGACGCUUUUGACCAAGAUGAUUGGGAAAACUGGGGCAAGCUAAUGCAAAGUACCAAUAUCCAACUGGUCGGAGAUGACUUGACCGUCACAAAUCCUAAACGUAUUCGUCAAGCUAUAGAAAAAAAGAGUUGCAACUGUUUAUUGCUUAAAGUUAACCAGAUCGGCUCGGUUACCGAAUCAAUUGAAGCAGCGAAAUUGUCACGCUCAAAUGGAUGGGGUGUGAUGGUCUCUCAUCGAUCUGGCGAAACCGAAGAUACCUUCAUUGCUGAUCUUGUUGUUGGUCUUGCUACUGGUCAGAUCAAAACCGGUGCGCCUUGCCGCUCCGAACGUCUGGCGAAGUACAACCAACUACUCCGCAUUGAAGAAGAGCUAGGUAAAGAUGCAGUAUAUGCUGGAGAAAAUUUCCGCAAUCCUAAGGUUUGA
Molecule: messenger RNA, 1539 nt
Organism: Necator americanus (New World hookworm)
Lineage: Eukaryota; Metazoa; Nematoda; Chromadorea; Rhabditida; Ancylostomatidae
Exons: 11
Coding region: 1-1539 (512 amino acids)
Biological process (GO): glycolytic process
Cellular component (GO): phosphopyruvate hydratase complex
Molecular function (GO): magnesium ion binding; phosphopyruvate hydratase activity
Source: RefSeq, a predicted model, not a curated record